AUGUAUGAGACACUUGUGAGUUUCCUUAUAUUGUUAGCAUUCAUCAUACUCCUUUACCUGCUUAUUCGUAAUGUCAUCUCUCUGGUGGAACUUGCACGUAUUCGCCGUAGUAUUAAGAAACGACAGCCACCCAUUGUUGUUCCUUUUUUAGUGUUUACCACUCGUCCACUGCGGGAAAUUCUCAAAACACACAUGGCGUCGCAAGUUGUUGCCUUGCAAGGAGCACCGUUGGUGUAUGGACUAACAAUGCCAUUACAGUUGCAAAUGCAAACAGCCCCUUUUUCUGGUGUUCACGUGCAAUUGUGUAAAACGGCUGAACACACUGCUUCUGUUAAUGUUAAUGCUAAUGCUAAUGGUGAUUCUCCUGUACGAGGUAGUAGUGAGGAACGGCAGAUGGUGGAGGAACCAAAUGUGGAGAAUGAAAAGUCUGUAAAGCGAAGGAAUCGUGAUGGGGCGAGUGAAGUGGCGAUUUCUAUAUUUACAACACCGCAAAAGCGAAAAGAUACAUUUGAAAAUUGUACACAUCGACAUGAACAGCCAUCAUUGGAAUUUAUGGGUAUAGGUAUGGGUAACAGAAAUAGCCGUAGCGGCGGUAGCAGUAUAAACAAUCCGAAUAUAAUUAGUAGUGAUCCACUAGGAAUUUUAAUGUCCCGUCCUCAACUCGUCAUUAAUUUUUGUCUGGAAAGUACAGUACGAUUUAAUAAUUUGUGGUUACAUCGUGUGGAUGUUAAUUCCCCACUCGUGGAUGCAACAGAGAAACUUUCUCUUUCUCCCUCCACACGUGGUAAUGGUGAAACGACAAAUAUGAUGCUUCCAGACAGUAUGGCGAAGUUAAAUGGAUCUAAUGCUGUUUCUAUGUUUAGUGUUGAUCGUAGAGAAAGUAUUCUUUCUAAUAGUGAUAACUCCUCUCCCUUACAGCUCCGAUGUGUCUGUUUUAUUGGGGCGAAUGAUGUGGAAAUUAUGAGGGCUGUUACGGUAAACACAACCAAAACAUUUGGGUCUAGUCAACUCACAUAUCACUGUUAUUACAGUGAUGUAGAUGAGGCAAACUGUGCACGGGAACGUAUGAAAUUGAUGGAUUGGCAUAAUCGACAAAAAUUAGGAGCACGUUUUCGUAGAAAUGAUGAUGAUUCCAUGUCAUUAAGUAGAUAUUAUUCACUAGAGGAUGUUGUACUGCAGAUGAAUGAUCAGAUGCUUCCACACCCAUACUAUUACCAACACCAGCAUAACUACUAUCAUAAUAUGUAUGGUAGUAGAAGUAAUAGUAAUCAUUAUCAUCACCAGUAUAAUCACCAGUAUAAUCAAUUCCAAGGGAAUUUAUCUAAAUCAGGUAUAGAUCUGGGGUUUUCAUCUAGAGAAUCAUUUGAUUCCCAAACUACCGUGAUUGGCCGUACACGAUCAUGGCAUCGAAGUUCACAAUCCAAUGCCGUAACGGAAACUUUUCUGGAAGCGUCUAUGAACUAUAUUGGAGUAGGAGAUGGUAGUACACAAGAUGUCCAUCAAACUCUUGAAGAGGGAGAAAUAAAAGAAAAACAUGAAAAACGUAUAAAUAAGAAAAAAGAACACAUAAAAGUAUCAUCUUCUCAUGAAGAGCAAAGUAUGCAAAGAGAAAGUAUGGAGUCAAGUGAUGAUAGAGAGUUUGUUACUGCAGUCUCUACGGCGGCGGUAAGCAUUACAUCUUCCUCUGAAUCAACCUGGAUGGAUUCCUCCUCUUCAAGUGAUGAUAGUCAACGUACAGUGGCUGAUGGAUGUAAUAAUAAAAGAAAAAGAAUAAUACAUAAAAAGAAAAGAAACAUUGGUUUGGGAAAUAAAAUACAUACAGAUAAUGAAGAAGAAGAUCAUGAUGAUGAUGAAGAAGAAGAAGAAACCGCAACGACGGUAACGGCUUGUUUUUCUCCUAAUGCUAUUCCUUCUACGUGUCCAGCUAUGAAUUGGAAACAUGAUACGACGGAGGAUUUAUUCUGUUUACCACCAGCAUACAUGAGAACACGACACAAUUCAAAUAAUAGUAACAAUAGUAAUAAUAGUAUAACUACAAUGUAUAAAGGAGAAAUCUCUAUUUUGCCGAUUAUGGUUCGUUCCGAUGUUUCCUCACCGGUUGCCUUAAGAGUAGAUACAGUAGAUCUUACCAUCGCCGCUAUUACGAAGUUCUAUAUAAAUCAUUCUACAACUUCUUUGACUGGAGUACAUGUAGGUACAGGAGUCACACUGGAUAGAGAAGACAUUAACUCGCAACGGAGUCUAAAGAGAAAAUGUAAAGAACAUCAUUAUCAAACAAAUCAACAACAACAACAACAAGGAGAAGGAGAAGGACAAAAAGAAGAACAAGAACAACAAAAAUAUCAACAAAGUCGUAAAGGACAGAAAAAUACAACAAACAUGAUGAAUGGAACACGUAUGGAAUUAAUUGAACAACGUCAACAUCCCAUCACACUUGCCUUUAUGCUCACACCACAAUCAACACAAGGACGACGUGAGCGGCGAUCACUGGUGAGUCUGCAGAAAUCUCAUCCAGUGGAAUGUAUUGUAUGUGUAUACUCCUCACUUGUGCCGACAGAAGAAACACGUGGAAAGGGAUCCACACCCGCAAACACAAAAACAACAUCAUCAACAACAACAACAACAACAACAACAGCAGCAACAACAACAAAAAGAAGAAGAAAUGGAGGAAGAAGUACUUAUCAUACGCACUCACCAUGGCGAGAAAUUGAUGAAACUAUUCCAUCGCGUGAGUGUGAGGAAUCUCGAAAGUUGUUCUCAGGAGAUGAUGAGAUGAUGGAGACUUCCACCUCCUUUGGAUUAGAUAAGGUAGCGGCUCUAUUGGAUGCUAUGCAUAGUGAUAGAGGUGUGGAUAUGCCUAUGGAAUUACAAUAUAUACGAGUUGGAAGUGAUCUCUAUGCGGUACGUCCAAUUUCUGACCAAACGUUUGUACAAUAUAAAGAGGAACGUGUUAUUAUUGGUUCCCAAAAUAAUAAUAAUAAUAAUAAUAAUAAUAAUAAUAAUAAUAACGACAGCAGUAUAGGGAGCAAUAAUAAUAGUAAAACCAAUAUGAACAACGGUAUGGAGACAAGCCGUGGGAGACAACGUUCAUCCACCUAUCGUAUUGGAGCGGCAUCUUAUUCAUUAACUUCACCAUCACAGAAUGGUCUUGAGCAACAGGUGGUUCGAAUGUGUUGGUUUUGUCUACGUACAGAAGCAAAUAUUAUUUUCCUUCCAUGUGCACAUUUUGCGGUGUGUUUUAAUUGUAGUGAGGAAAUGCGUGAGUGUUGUAUUUGUCACACUCCUAUUCGGGCCACUAUAGUGCUACGUAAACCGGUAGAAUAUUAA
Messenger RNA from Trypanosoma theileri, 3327 nucleotides. RefSeq lists its product as uncharacterized. The record is from RefSeq and is a predicted model, not a curated record. Lineage: Eukaryota; Euglenozoa; Kinetoplastea; Trypanosomatida; Trypanosomatidae. The coding region runs from base 1 to 3327 and encodes 1108 amino acids. The transcript has a single exon.